UGUGUGUGUGUGUGUGUGUUGUCCAUGGUUCCUGGCUCAUAACUCCCAUAAACCCUAGUUAUAGUAAACAGAAUCUCUCUUUCUUACCUUCUCCAGCCUCCUUUUCUCUGCCCAAGGCAGGACUCUAAUCUGAUUGUGGGUCAUAAAAGGUCCUCAUUCCAGAGGGGGACCUGCCCUAUAUACUGGAAGAAGGAAUGCUACACAGAGUGGUCAAAAAGAAUCUGGACAGGCCUUGCUGGGUUUAGAUCAUACCCUUUUUGUACAAUCACGUUUUGACAUGGUUGUCCAUGCUUCUAUUCAUAUCAUGCCUAUCGAAUGAAGUCUCCACAAAAAAGCCCAAGAGGACAGGACUGGGGGUUUCUAGGGAGCUGAACACAUGGAGGGUGACAAGGAAGGUGAAUAAGAAUUCAUCCAUGUGCUGGAAGCUAGGUGCAGUAGCACACACUUGUAAUCCCAGCGACCUCAGGAAGCAGAGGUGGGAGGAUCACUGGAGCCCAGGAAUCUGAAGCUGCAAUGAACUAUGAUUGUGCACUGCACUCCAGCCUGGGCAAUACAGCAAGAUCCUGUCUUUAAAAAAAAGUCUACAUGCUGGGAGGGUGGUGCAACCCAAUUCCACAAGGACAGAAGUUCCUGUGCUUGGGACUCUUUCAGACCUCACCCUAUGUAUCUCUUCAUCUAGUUGUUUAUUUCUAUCCUUUUAAAUAUUGUUUAUAAUAAAUUGGUAAACAUAAGCAUUUCCUUGAGUUCUGUGAGCUGCUCUAGCAAAUUAACCCAAAGAGGUGUCAGGGGAACCCCAACUUAAGGCGGGUCUGUCAGAAGUUCCAGAGGCCCAGACUUGCGACUGGUGUUUGAAAGUGGGAAUGCCAGUCUUGGAGACCUAGCCUUCAACUUGUGGAGUCUGGUGCUAUCUCCAAGUACAUAGUGUUGGAAUUGAAUUGGAAGAAACCCAGCUGGUGUUGGCUACAGAAUUGAUUGGUUGCCAACUGGUGGGGAGAAAUUCCCACAUAUUUGGGGGUCACAGAAGUCUUUGUUUUUAAUUAUUGUGUUGGUGUGAGAGCAGAGGAAAAAUUGAGUUUUUCCUAAGAGCAUUUUAAUCAUAGUUGCUUUAAAUUCCUAGUCUGGUAAUUCCAACAUGAAUAACUCUUCUUAGAUCUGUCAAAGACAUGAAGUCACAGGGCAAAACACUGCUCCAAAAACACUGCUAGAUUUAAGUCUGGUUCUGAUCUCUGCUGUGUCUCUUCAAACUGUGUUUUUGCCUUUUAGUAUGCCUUGUAAUCUUUUGUUGAAAGCUGGACAUGAUGUGUACUGGGUAAAGGGAAUUCCAAGUAAAUAGGUCUUUAAUGAUGUGGUAAAGUAUGGGGAGAGGGAAAGCAGUCUAUGGUCCUGCGAUUAGGUCUCGGUCUUUUAGUGAGCCUGUGUCUCUGCAUUGUGAACGUUACAAGUGCUUCUCAGUCUCCCACCCUCUAUUAAGUGGGACAGGAUGGCUAGAGCAGGCUUGAGUUGGGUCUUUCUCUUCCCCCAGGUAGGAUAGGGUCUGAUAUAGGGCAAGCCUUGUUAAGAACAGAAUACUCUGGGCUGGGCACAGUGGCUCAUGCCUGUAAUCCUAGCACUUUGGGAAGCCGGGGUGGGUGGAUCACAAGGUCAGGACAAGACCAGCCUGGCCAACAUAGUGAAACACCGUCUCUACUAAAAAUACAAAAAAUUAGCUGGGCAUGGUGGCAGGCACCUGUAAUCCCAGCUACUCGAGAGGCUGAGGCAGGAGAAUUGCUUGAACCCGGUGGGGACGGAGGUUGCAGUGAGCCGAGAUUGUGCCAUUGCACUCCAGUCCAGGAGACAGUGCGAGACUCCAUCUCAAAAAAAAAAAAAAAAACAGAACACUCUGGCUUAUUUCAAAUGGUUACUUGCCUCUCCCUGCUGGAAGCGUAAGAUAAUUUUUCUUUGAUAUUCACUGUGUGAACCCAGUAGAGCUCUUGGAAGUAAAAGCCACAGAAAUAUGGAGGCCUUUCUCUGGAGUUCUUAACUCUCAGAGUAAUCUACAUUGAGUCUUCAGCAAUUUGUCAGUUAAAGUUCAGGUUUUCUUAUCCUGGUACUGGUUCCUGCAAAGGUUUCUUGUGGAUUUCUGGUCCAGUAAAUUGUAAUUCUCUCUCUCCAUUUUUUUUUUUUUUUUUUUUUUUGAGACAAAGUCUCGGUCUGUUGCCCAGGCUGGAGCAGUGGUGUGAUCUUGGCUCACAGCAACCUCUGCCUCCCAGGUUCAAGCAAUUCUUGAACCUCAGCCUCCUGAAUAGCUGGGAUUACAGGUAUGUGUCACCACGCCCAGCUAAUUUUUGUAUUUUUAGUAGAGGCAGGGUUUCACCAUGUUGGCCAGCCUGGUCUCGAGCUCCUGACCUCAAGUGAUCUUACCCACUUGGCCUCACAAAGUCCUGGGAUUACAAGCAUGAGCCACUGCGCCUGACCUCAAUUGUAAUUCUCUGUAUUCACCUGUGUGUCUCUAACUUUUGGGGCAGUCUUGUACCCUGUGACUUCACUUCUCUGACAGAUCUAAGAAGUUACUCAUUUUUCAGUUUGUUCAACAAUUUUACUUGUUAAAAAGGAGUAGCAACUUCCAAGCUCCUUAUGUGCCAGACCAGAAACCAGAAGUCUUACCACAAGUUUUUAUUUAAUAGAAUCAUUAAAUUGCAAAAUUGAAAGAGAUUUGAGAUGCCAUCUAGUCCAUCCCUGCAGGGGAUCUUUGAGGAAUACUUCCCUCUCCCUCCACCCCACACACGGACAUGUCCCUACGCUCCCUGGACAUGGUUGCCGGUGAUCUUCCUGAUACUUCCCAUAUGGAGAGUGUAUUCAUUCCACUAAAAACUGCUCGGCUGGUUAGAAAACUCUUGUUACACCCCUCUUUGGUCUUAGUUGUGGCCUUGAAUGAAGGCAGGUACAAAGAGGAAGAUGAGGAAGACAGCUUCAAAGAGGAUACCUGGUCAUGGGCCUUGAAGCAUUGCAGAGAGCCUUUGGCAGUCUUUACAGGAUGUGGUGGGGAGGAAGGGAGGACAAAGUUAAGAGGAGAAAGAAGUAAACCAAAACAUCAGGAUUUGGGGAAUGUAGAGAUAAUGUGAGACCAGUGACAUUCGGUGCCUCAGUUCCAAGGUUUGGGGAUCAUAGUUCAGCUGGAGACUGACUCUAGGGAGAUCUUUGAUCAGGCCUCACUCUUGUCAGGAGUCUGCUAAUCAUUCUGUCUUUCUCUAUUUUAGAAUUGUACACCAAGAAGUGGAAGAAUCUUUAGAGACCAUCCUUUACCUAGAUGGGGCAAUUGAGGGCCAGAGCCAGGAACAGAUUCUCAGGGUGAAUCAGUGGCACAGCUCAAGUUUCCUACCUCCCAGCUCUAGCUCUCUUGGUUGCUUGGAGCCAAACAAAGCAAAAAUUCCUUUUCUGACUGGAGUGAGGAGAUGAUGAGGGCAGAGGACAAGGCUUAUGUCUCCAUCUCAGUUCUUCCCCAUAAGAGGAAUACCAGACUAGGCAGAGGUGACUGGUAGCAAUUGUUUUCUUGGCAAUUCAGUAAAGACAAUGCUGAGAAUAAGAACACUCAAGGAAGCUAAGUGAAGGAAAAAAGAGCUGGGGACAGUGGUGAUCCUGGUGGGAGAGGUUGGGGUGGGGCAAAGAGCAAAGCAUGCUCCCUGAGCAGCAUGUCAGGCCUUGCUUCUGCCCUCCACUGUCUGCCCUGCCUUGACCUGUACUGCAGGCUGACUGAUUAACAGGCUACCAACAGCUGUGCCAGUCAGGUGGCCAGGGCUGCCCUGCACAACCUUGCUUCCUUGCAUUCCCUUCAGCGAUGUUCCUCUGCUCAUGCCUUAAAAUAGUUCAAAAUUGAGAACAUGAAAAUGGUUUCUUAUGCAUAUACAAGCAGACAUGAAUAUGUGUAUGCACCUGGUGUGUGUGUGGGCUGUGGUGGAGGCAUACUUUGUCUUGUGUUCAUUGUCACUGACAUUGCUCAGGGAGGCUGGGGUACUUGCAUUUGUUUUCAUCUUUAGAGUGUGUUAAUAGUUUCCUUCUUGAUUAAAGUAGAGCUCAAAAUGCAGCUCUGUCAUUGCUCUGUAUUCUUGGUUUGUCUUUGAUGUUGAAAAGACAGUGCACUUGUGCUUUUGGUGGGGCUCCUGCCCUGCAUGCUGCUUCCUAGGAUUGGCAGGUAUUGCAUAUCACCACAUACCAGACACCCACAGGAGAGAAAAAUCAUCAGGAUCAAGAGGCCAGAUUGGGCUGCUGGCAAAGUUUAUCUGCAGGCUGAGUGCUUGUUGCUCUCCUGCUUAUCCAUGCUGCCUAGUAUGGGCUGUCCCUAGAAGGGAAUUCUGUGUCCCUCUGAGUGCUGCAACUACUCUCAGGGUUUUACUGUAGCGGUUUUACCUCGCCUAUUGGUUGACCCAUCUACCUGUCUCAUUUGAGUUGAGUGUGAAUUGUUUAGGAUAUUGCAAUUAGAGGUGGUGCGGGCUGGCUGGCUGCUGUAAGCCAUCUUAACAUUUGGCUAAGCUCACUCCUGUGUGCUGGGCCUGACAAGGUCCUCUUGGUUCCUCUUGUGAUGACUGUAUCUUUUACACAGUUAAUAAAACAUCCUCAGAUGUUAUAAGCUGGAGUGAACUAUUUAUUUUUCUAUUUUUUUUAUUUUAGUUUAAGUUCUGGGAUACAUGUGCAGAACAUGCAGGUUUGUUACAUAGGUAUACAUGUGCCAUGGUGUUUUGCUGCACCUAUCAACCCAUCAUCUAGGUUUUAAGCCUCACAUGCAUUAGAUAUUUGUCCUAAUGCUCUCCCUCCCCUUGUCCCCCACCCCCUGACAGGCCCUGGUAUGUGAUGUUCCCCUCCCUGUGUCCAUGUGUUCUCAUUCUUCAACUCCCACUUCUGAGUGAGAACAUGCGGUGUUUGGUUUUCUGUUUCUGUGUUAGUUUGCUGAGGAUGAUUGUUUCCAACUUCAUCCAUGUGGACUAUUUUUUCAUCAUAUUCUACCCUUCCCAAGUCACACCUAGGGGGCUGAGGAGUGACAGGUGGAGCAGGGCAAGGCUGGAUUAAACAUUAAUGCAGCUAUCACCACUGCCCAGAGGAGCAAGUUCCCAGAGCCAAGCUACAGAGCUACCCUAGUGUCCCCAGGCUGAGGAGGUAGUGACUGGCAUACAUGGCUCAAUUUGUCCAGGUCCUGGCUGAAAUAGGUGACUUUGGUCGCUUCCAGAUACAGCUAUUGAUCCUGCUGUGUGUUCUCAACUUCCUGUCUCCCUUCUACUUUUUUGCCCAUGUCUUUAUGGUCCUAGAUGAGCCCCACCACUGUGCAGUGGCCUGGGUGAAGAACCACACUUUCAACCUGAGUGCUGCUGAACAGCUGGUACUGAGCGUGCCCCUGGACACUGCAGGCCACCCAGAGCCCUGCCUCAUGUUCCGGCCACCCCCCGCCAAUGCCAGCCUGCAGGACAUCCUCAGCCACCGCUUCAAUGAGACGCAGCCUUGUGAUAUGGGCUGGGAAUAUCCUGAGAACAGGCUCCCAUCCCUAAAGAAUGAGUUCAACCUGGUUUGUGAUCGGAAGCACCUGAAGGACACCACACAGUCAGUGUUCAUGGCUGGGCUCCUUGUUGGCACCCUCAUGUUUGGGCCCCUCUGCGACCGGAUUGGCCGCAAGGCCACGAUCCUGGCGCAGCUGCUCCUCUUCACCCUCAUCGGCCUGGCCACAGCCUUUGUGCCCAGCUUUGAGCUCUACAUGGCCCUGCGCUUUGCUGUGGCUACUGCCGUCGCUGGACUUAGCUUCAGCAAUGUCACCCUACUGACAGAAUGGGUGGGGCCCUCAUGGAGGACGCAGGCCGUGGUCCUGGCCCAGUGCAACUUCUCCCUCGGGCAGAUGGUGCUUGCGGGACUCGCCUACGGUUUCCGCAACUGGAGGCUCCUUCAGAUCACCGGCACUGCGCCUGGCUUACUGCUCUUCUUCUACUUCUGGGCUCUGCCAGAAUCUGCACGUUGGCUCCUGACCCAUGGGAGGAUGGACGAGGCGAUACAACUGAUCCAGAAGGCGGCCUCGGUCAAUAGGCGGAAGCUCUCCCCGGAGCUCAUGAACCAGCUGGUCCCAGAGAAGACAGGCCCCUCAGGGAAUGCCCUGGAUCUGUUCAGACACCCCCAGCUCCGGAAGGUGACCCUGAUUAUCUUCUGUGUCUGGUUUGUGGACAGUCUGGGGUACUACGGCCUGAGCCUCCAAGUGGGGGACUUCGGCCUGGACGUCUAUCUGACGCAGCUCAUCUUUGGAGCUGUUGAGGUGCCUGCCCGCUGUUCCAGCAUCUUCAUGAUGCAGUGGUUUGGCCGCAAGUGGAGCCAGUUGGGGACCUUGGUCUUGGGUGGCCUUAUGUGUAUCAUCAUCAUCUUCAUCCCAGCAGAUCUGCCCGUGGUGGUCACCAUGCUGGCUGUGGUGGGGAAGAUGGCCACAGCUGCUGCCUUUACCAUCUCCUAUGUGUACUCUGCCGAGCUUUUCCCCACCAUCCUCCGGCAGACAGGCAUGGGGCUGGUGGGCAUCUUCUCACGGAUCGGGGGCAUCCUCACACCACUUGUGAUCCUGCUGGGAGAGUACCACGCUGCCCUCCCCAUGCUCAUCUACGGCAGCCUCCCCAUCGUGGCCGGCCUGCUGUGCACCCUGCUGCCAGAGACGCGUGGCCAGGGCCUGAAAGACACCCUCCAGGACCUGGAGCUGGGGCCUCACCCACGGUCCUCCAAAUCAGUGCCCUCAGAGAAGGAAACAGAGGCCAAGGGAAGAACUUCCAGCCCGGGAGUGGCCUUUGUGAGCAGCACAUACUUCUGAUUGAGGUCUCUAAGAGCUGGACCAUCAGCAGCAGGGAGCUGCCUAAACACCUCCUUGGAUAUGGCCAGGACCCACAGGGACACAGGGCAAGACCAGCCUUGCUUAUGGAGGCAGGACACCACAAUCUGGCCCAUGGCUGUCACCUCCUGCCGAGUCCAAUCCCAGACUGGGAACCACCAUCUGAGACAGGACCUCCCGGCCUCCUUCACCUUUCUCAUCUCCAGAGCCCUGCCCCCAAUACUCUGUCUGGGUUAGGAUCUUGGGUAUGUCUUGGACUUAACUUGUCCUCUAACAAUCUUCAUUGGGUAUGGCUCUCUUGAUCUCCUCAAUCUGGAGUCCCCUGCCCUCAAAACACAGUGAUGUUCAGAACAGAACACAAGGUAAGCCCUUUCCAAUUUGUGGGAACAGGAGGGGAGAGGAAACAAAUGGGAAGUUGUGGACUCUGCCCAGGCAGGUGGAUGAAAAUGCUGUGGAUAAAAGGAAGGUUAUGAUUCCUUCUAGCGGAUGGACCAGAUUCCUCUGGCUAACGUAUGGCCCCAUAGGUCACUGGGUCAUACAGAGAGAAGAUUCAGUUCAGCCUAAAUCAAAACUUCCACCUUGCGUUCACUUCAAAGAUGGCCCAACCCCGGCCCUACACUCAGCUCAUGCCUAACCUAUGUGUGGCUCAGGGACCAGCUUGGGGAAGGAAAGGAGGUUUGUUCUGCUCCCCGCCUCACCCCGCCUCCUCCUGCUCAUGCUCAGCUGCUUCUGGACCUUCUAGGGCCCAUGCAGGGUGAGGGAAAGAGUAGAGGUCUUUUCGCCGAGCUGCUGCUAGUUGCAGUUCUUUCUGGUGCACAUUGGCUAAUGCCAGUUGGUGUGUUUUGUCAGGCUUCUGAAAGCUGCCUUUUCCACGGGCUAUCUUCUUGGGCUUCUCAGAGAUCCUCUCAGGCCUUGGUAUUGUUCCUUAGAAUGAGCAGUAUUCUCCCAAUGCACUCCCAGCUCCUCUUGGGACCCUUCUCCAGCCCCACCCAGCAUUGCUCCCACAACCUGUCCUACAGCUGGCAGCCCCUGACCCAACCAAGAUGGCCUUCUUGGCUGGGCGUGGUGGUUCACGCCUGUAAUCCCAGCACUUUGGGAGGCUGAGGCGGGCGGAUUACCUGAGGUCAGGAAUUUGAGACCAGCCUGGCUGGCAUGGCAAAACCCUGUCUCUACUAAAAAUACAAAAAUUAGCCCUAUAUGGUGGUGCAUGCCUGUAAUCCCAGCUACUUGGGAGGCUGAGGCAGGAGAAUCGCUUGAACCUGGGAGGCGGAGUUUGCAGUGAGCCAAGAUCGCACCACUGCACUCCAACCUGGGCAACAGAAAGAGACUCCGUCUCAAAAAAAAAAAAAAAAAAAAAAAAAAAAAAAAAAAGACGGCCUUCUUAGAUGGGUGCCCAUAAAGAGACCUCAAGCCGGACUGCCUUCCUCAGCACUUCUUAGCCUGCAAGAACACCAUAUAUCAUUGUAUCACCAAAUGGUAGGUAGAAAAAGAGCUUGCCUGGCCACUGCCCCUGCCUUGCCCCAGCUAACCUCCCACUAGGGAGAAGGUUUCAGUCUCUCUUCUCACAGGCACCCCAGCUUGCUCACCUUCUCCUGCAUGGCUGGUUCGGGGUUGGGCGUAGAUGCUGGACCAGUUUCCUGUAAACCCAGCAUGGAAGUGUUCAGCACCUGUCUUCCAAACACAUGGAUAUUCCUCACGAUUCUCAGCUUUGAAGUGCUGGACAAAAGCUCUGUUUAGCUUCCUACUGUGUGCCCAUUCAUGGCAUCCUCUUGGGGAAUACUAGCAAGUCUUUCUGGGCACAAUGUGUCUCCCAGGCUGAAACUGCCAAGGGGUGCGGAAAACCAGAUAGAAGUGGGGAAAGGGCCAUUUCCCAGCUAAAGGCAGUUUCCUCCUCUAAGAUAUGGACACUUGCUCCCUUUAAGACGGAAUGAUUGUCAUUCCCAGGAAGAGACCUGAACGGCCAAGCCUGGCUAAUUUUUGUAUUUUUGGUAGAGAUGGGGUUUUGCCAAGUUGGCCAGGCUGGUCUCAAACUCCUGAACUCGUGAUCCACCCACCUCGGCCUCCCAAAGUAUUGGGAUUACAGGCAUGAGCCACCAUGCCUGGCCCCUGGAGACUUUUUCUUUCCUUUUUGGGGGGAUUAUGGUUGGUUGGGGAGAAAGAUUUUUUUUUUCUGUGUGUAUUUAAAAGUGUCCUGUGGUUUGCUCUGAUGAAUGGGUAAGUGUCCUUUAGCAGUCCCUAAUGGGAGGUUGGCUGCUGAGGCUCUGGGACUCUGAAGGAGAAGAUAUGCAGCUUCACUGGACCCUGGUUGUGUAUCUCCUUGAUUUUGCUCCUCAAAGGUUAUGGCAAUGGUGACUAUCAGUCCUAAACAUUUAGUCCAGGUGUGUGAAAGCAAAACUGUGCCCCAAACAGUUAAAGACACCAAUGACUAACAGAAAUUCUUGAGUUUGCAGGAUGGUAGGUAAGCAAAGAAACAACUUGCUGAGAUGCUGAAAGUCCCUCCACUUGUAAGACAACAAAGCUGGCUAAAAUAGGUUGGAACCAAUGUGGCCAACUAGAGUCUGUGCAGAACCUGCUUGCUGACAUCACAGCCUGAAUUUCCACUGCGUGUUUCAUACUCACUACCCCCGUACCUGCCCAUGUGAUCUAUGAGGUGUCUGAAGAGAACUGCGCAUGCUGGAGGACUUUCCAGACCUCCUCUUUCCUUCCACUAAUCACCUGCUAAUCUCAGAAUCCCGACAUCUUUUCUAAUAAAAACACUGCCUUAGCACCAGCCCAGGGAGACAGAUUCAAGCUGGACUCCUGUCUCCGUGUCGGCCGGCCUAUAAUUAAAAGCUUUUCUUUUCUCAAAAACCCAGUGUCAUAAUAUUGGCUUCUAGCACAUUGAACAGCAAGCCCCUUUUUGCCUAGAAACAAUUUGACCCUCAUAUUUACUAGUUUUCUCAACCUGUAACCAAGGGAAACAAAAAUGACCUCCUAAAUUUUUAACAAAGGCAAUCAACAUUUGUAGCUGGUAUGAAUAUUUGUUCUGUAAACUCAUAUCUGCAGGCAACAGAAUGUUUCUUUAGCCUAUGAACCUCCAUCUUGCUGAGCUGAUUGGAAAUUCAUCUCAGCUGUUAUUGGGGCUCUUCUCAACCCAGAGAGUUCUGGGAUCUUUUUUUUUUUUUUGAAAAGGAGUCUCAGUUUGUCACCCAGGCUGGAGUGCAGUGGUGCAAUUCUCUGCUCGCCGCAACUUCUGCCUCCUGGGUUCAAGCGAUUCUCUUGCCUCAGCUUCCCGAGUAACUGGGAUUACAGGUGUGCGCCACUGCGCCAGGCUAAUUUUUGUAUUUUUAGUAGAGACAGGGUUUUGCCAUGCUGGCCAGGCUGGUCUUGAACUCCUGACCUCAGGUGAUCCGUCUGCCUCAGCCUCCCAAAAGUGCUGGGAUUACAGGCGUGAGCCACCAUGCCCAGCUGAGUUCUGGGAUCUUAUGUAACCAAAACAAACCAAAACAAAGGGGUGCUCCCACCCUGCUCUUCAGUCUCACUGAUGGCUGCUGGGUGCUCACUGUGCUGUCUGCUUGGUCCCUUUGACCCCCAGAGUGCUGCUGCUCAAGAGUGGGGAACUCUAGGGGGGAUGAGGGGCCUAGGACCAACCACUGAGGUGACCUGCAGACACCCCGAGGGAGGUCUGGUGAAAGAGGAAGGAUCUGAUGCCCCAGAUACCAAUAAGAUUACAGUGCCCUGCCCCCAAACAAGUGAAGAUUGAGCCAUAGGAAACUGCAAAAGAGCUGUAAGUAGGUUUCCCUGUGAUCAAUACUUCAUUUUUUUUCAAAUAUAUGAAAUUCUUUUAAUUUUUUUGUGUGUCUUAAGUGUCUGUGUUAGUCCAUUUUCUGUUGCUUAUAACAGACUGCUUGAAACUGAGUUAUUUAUAAAGAAAAGAAAUUUAUUUCUUACAGUUCUGGAGGCUGGGAAGUCCAAGGUUUAGGGAAUACAUCUGGUAAGGGCCUUCUUGCUGUUGGGAACUCUGCAGCCUCCCAAGGGGGCACAGGUGAGGGAACCGAGCAAGCUAGCUUG
This is a messenger RNA of Gorilla gorilla gorilla (western lowland gorilla), 10867 nucleotides long. RefSeq names its product solute carrier family 22 member 13 (gene SLC22A13). The transcript has 10 exons. Bases 5144 to 6799 code for a protein of 551 amino acids. The record is from RefSeq and is a predicted model, not a curated record. Gene Ontology annotation, biological process: transmembrane transport. Gene Ontology annotation, cellular component: membrane. Gene Ontology annotation, molecular function: transmembrane transporter activity. NCBI's taxonomy places the organism in Eukaryota, Metazoa, Chordata, Mammalia, Primates, Hominidae.